Messenger RNA from Amoebophrya sp. A25, 429 nucleotides. The record is from the annotation of a GenBank genome assembly. NCBI's taxonomy places the organism in Eukaryota, Dinophyceae, Syndiniales, Amoebophryaceae.
GGAGACUACUCCCCUAAGCAUAAACGCAUGAUAGCCAUGCCAGGAGAUAUGUCUGCGAGUAGUGAUCACCUGAGUUUAGGAAAAACGUUGCACGAUGAAGAUACUGGUGCGAAUGUUCCAAGUCCUAAAAAACUGAGCAGCAACGACCCAAGCGCAGGCGCCAAUCCUAGUAUCGAUGAAGAAAAGCAUCUUCAGGGUGGAGCUGAUGAAUCUUCUAGGUCUAGUAAACAAAAAGUUUGUUCGAAGAGUUUCUCCUCAACAAGUUCAUCUAGUAUGAGCUACUUAUCUGCUGUUCCUCAAAGAGCUGCUCCUACAAGUACAACGCGGCCACCAGAGCCUACAACCUUAGCUGAGUAUCUUGAGUAUAUGACGUGGACUUCGACUCGAAGCUCGUCGUCUACCUCAGCAGCCGACCUGUUUUGUUAUCGC